This is a messenger RNA of Heterocephalus glaber (naked mole-rat), 3593 nucleotides long. RefSeq names its product calcium voltage-gated channel auxiliary subunit gamma 5 (gene Cacng5). Gene Ontology annotation, molecular function: voltage-gated calcium channel activity; channel regulator activity. NCBI's taxonomy places the organism in Eukaryota, Metazoa, Chordata, Mammalia, Rodentia, Bathyergidae. Gene Ontology annotation, cellular component: AMPA glutamate receptor complex; postsynaptic density membrane. The record is from RefSeq and is a predicted model, not a curated record. Gene Ontology annotation, biological process: regulation of AMPA receptor activity; positive regulation of synaptic transmission, glutamatergic; postsynaptic neurotransmitter receptor diffusion trapping.
CUUGGUCCCGGCGCGAGCGGCGGUGCGGCCACUGUCACCCGCGCCGCGAGCAUCUCGGGCGGAUCGGACGGGACGGGCUCCGGGCAGCCUGUGCGGUACCUCCCGCCCCACGCGCCCAGCCAGCGAGGGACACCCUACCCCAGGUCGGGGGUCGCGGCCGCUCCGGCAAGAGCUCACUCUGUGCUGCUGGCCACCCUUGAGCAUCUGGGAAGAUGAGCGGCUGUGGGAGGAAGGCCCUGACCCUGCUGAGCAGCAUCUUCGCCGUCUGCGGCCUGGGCCUCCUGGGCAUUGCUGUCAGCACUGACUACUGGCUCUACCUGGAGGAGGGUGUGGUUUUGCCCCAGAACCAGAGCACCGAGGUCAGGAUGUCCCUGCACUCAGGCCUCUGGAGGGUCUGCUUCCUGGCAGGUGAGGAACGAGGACGCUGCUUCACCAUAGAAUAUGUGAUGCCCAUGAACUCCCAGCUAAUGUCAGAGUCCACAGUCAGUGUUCUAAAGAUGAUUCGCUCGGCCACACCAUUCCCUCUGGUCAGCCUCUUCUUCAUGUUCAUCGGGUUUAUUCUGAGCAAUAUAGGACACAUCCGUCCCCACCGGACAAUACUGGCCUUUGUUUCCGGCAUCUUCUUUAUCCUCUCGGGCCUCUCUCUCGUGGUGGGCCUGGUGCUUUACAUCUCCAGCAUCAACGAUGAGAUGCUCAACAGGACCAAGGAUGCUGAAACCUACUUCAACUACAAAUAUGGAUGGUCAUUUGCCUUUGCUGCCAUCUCCUUCCUUUUAACAGAGAGUGCUGGGGUGAUGUCAGUGUACCUGUUCAUGAAGAGGUACACCGCCGAGGACAUGUACAGGCCUCACCCCGGGUUCUACCGCCCACGUCUGAGCAACUGCUCCGAUUACUCCGGCCAGUUCCUGCACCCGGAUGCCUGGAUCCGGGGCCGCAGCCCCUCUGACAUAUCCAGUGAUGCCUCCCUACAGAUGAACAGCAACUACCCAGCCUUGCUCAAGUGCCCUGACUAUGACCAGAUGUCUUCCUCUCCCUGCUGAACGCUCCCAACACCCACCUGGGACUGAGGACAGCCGAGGAACCCUUUCCUUCUCCCCUGCCAGCCCCUGAGCCCCAGGCCACCUCCUGCUUAGCCAUGCUUACUUGACCUUGUUCUCUCCCUGCUUUUCCCAAAACAGCUCUAGGGCGCAUCCUAUUGGAGCCUACAGCCAAGAAGCUCGCUGAUUGGCCAAGAAUAUGGGCAAAGCCCCACCUCUCGGGGGCCAAUCGCAGCAGUGGCUCUCAGAAGCCAGCACCCCCAUGCCAGGAGGGGACUGUGUUCCGGCUGUAUAUUGUUUCUGAACUCCCAGCUCGACGGCCCCAACCAAGGCCACCUCUGAGAUGCCAAGUUCCUGACACAGACACAGCCAGCCUCGAGUGCCCGCCAAGUGGCCUGGCCCUCGUGUUCAUGAUCUGGGCUGUGAGGACUAUUGGUGACUGAUAGGGAGGUCUGGGUGGCCCAGAAACGUCCUUUAUCCUGAAAUACUUUAUCCUGUCUGUCACCCACCUCCCUCCCCAAAACGCACCUGUCUGCGCACCCCAUUCCCAAGGUGUGGCCUUUCCUCCACCCAUCCCUCCAUAACCCAGAGUCCCUGACCCAGGGGCUGGGGUAGGGGUCUGAGGUCACGCUGAUUAAGUCACAAAGAGGUGUUAAUGGCUGAAGAUGUCUCAAUACACAUGGCCCCUUGGUGACAUAUUUAAUGGGGCCUUUAAUGCCUUAACCCAAAGAAGUGACUCUGACAAUGAGAAUCUGAGAAUUUGGUUGGUCUGAGUUCAUAGUACCAGCCACUGUGUCCAUUCCUGGGGGUACUGUCCCUGCAUACAAGGGCCAAAUUUCCCAUCCAAGGCCCUAAAUCUAAUCAUGUAGACUGGGGUCUCUGACACCAAGGAGAAAGCAGCAUUCAGAGGGACUGCCUGGGAUUUGGAGCCAGAUUGGGUGACACUUGGUGCAUUUUGAGCCUAAACAAGCCAGACUCAGAAUGAUCCAGCUGCCCUCCCUCAGGAUGCUAUGAACAUUUGGGGGUUGCCAAUUUAAUCCUAAUAUAGGGGAGCAUCUGCUCCCUCGUUAGGUGACAUAUGUAGUGAAUGAGAUGCCUCCAGAAGACUAGAUGUCCAUUUUCCUGGUGGGAAACUGAGGCAGGAGGUUGUCAGCCCCUUCCAUGAAGCCCCUGGGAAGAAACCAGCAAAGGGAGGAGCCACUGCCAACAGAGAAGCCCUCAAUUCUCCAGAUGCUGGCUCAGCUUGUACAUGUUUGAUUCUGGGAUUUUGAGCAGCAAAACUAUGCAGCUCUUUGCUGCAUAGUUUUGCUACAUCCACUUUUCUUUUGGUGUCUUUAGAACACCCUUGGGUCCUGCAUACACAAAGCCAUAGUGGGCGACUCUGGAGCUCCAGCAAGUAGUAUAAGAACCCAGCCAGCUGGGCACUGUGUUGGUCAGCUCAGGCUACUGUGAACUCCUCAGACUGGGUGGGUCCAACAACAAAAAUUUACUUUCUCACAGUUCUGGAGGCCACAAGCCCACCAUCAAGUUAUCUCCUGGCCUGGCUUCUUCUGAGACCUCUCCCCAUGGCUGGCAGGUAGCCACCUUCUUGCUGUGUCCUCUCAUUGUCUUUAUGCCCUUGUAUGCCUGAGGUCUCUGGUAUGUCUGAAUUCCCUCUUAUAAGGACACCAAUGAGCCAGGCAUGGUGGCACACACUUGUAAUCCCAGAGCUCUGGUAGGCUGAGACAGGAGGAUUGCAAGUUCAAGCCCAGCCUGGGUAACUUGGUGACCUAAUGAAGGCCCUCAGUUCAAUCUCUAGUACUGAAAAAAGAAAAUGGGAAGGGGUACCAAUCAAAUUGGAUUAUGGGAUUAGGGCCCAUCUUGAUUUAGUAGAGGAUCAAUUGUAAUUUAAUCACUUCUUCAACAGCCCUGUCUCCAAAUACAGUCACAUUCUGAGGUGCUGGGGAUUAGGGCUUCAGUGAACAAAUCUGAGGGAUGGCAUAGUUCACUCCAGAACAGGUAGGUUUUGUCAUAGCUGGGUGAUUCCAUUUGUCUCACUGCAUAGUAGAUGGGAACAUCUAGAGAGGCUAGUUUUUGUCCCAGUUCACCCACUGACUCACCACAGACCCUCGGGCAACCCUUUCCAGUCUGAGGGACUCGGUGGAAAUUAUCCCCAAGCCCAUUCCCCACACAACAACCCAGGACCCUAAUGAUUCAGUUCAUCUUGCUCUCAUACACAACUUUUCCGCCCUUGCCAGUAAACCAUGAGCAACCACCCAGUGCCAGCUCCCUACUCCAUGGAAAUCCUAGCAAUGACUGUCUCCUCCUUGGUCAUUGUUCACAGAGUAACACCUAAGCCACCACAUCCCUCAGGGCAAAGAAAUCCGUCAGUGUGCUUGAAAAUGGAUAGGUAGCGUUUCCAAGCUGGAUAAUUGUUCAGAUGUGCUCAACUCCAAUUUUGUCAAUGUAAUUAACUCCUAAGAUAUACUUUCUCUCUCUAAAAUGUUCUUUCUCUGUCAUUGUGCCAGGCUUGUUUUUGUGCACAUGGAAGAAAUAGAAUCCACUUCUAAAUACAAA